Gloeophyllum trabeum ATCC 11539 is the source of this 1488-nucleotide messenger RNA. RefSeq lists its product as uncharacterized. The coding region runs from base 1 to 1488 and encodes 495 amino acids. NCBI's taxonomy places the organism in Eukaryota, Fungi, Basidiomycota, Agaricomycetes, Gloeophyllales, Gloeophyllaceae. The transcript is spliced from 5 exons. The record is from RefSeq and is a predicted model, not a curated record.
AUGUCCUCUGACGCUGAACUUUCGUCAUGUACCACCAGUCCUGGCAUCGACAUCCGCGCGAGCCCGUCGAUACAGCGUGCAAUAGCAACCCUAAUUGACCUCAUGGAAAGAGAAAAGGCGCAGACUCUCACUGAAGCUCAGAAGAAAUACGAUGCACUGUUUCUAGAGUACUCGGAGCACCGUAAGGCGACCGAGCAUGCAACUGAACGGUUCUUGAGACUUUCGGGGCCGACUGAGGCAGCGACGCCGAUAUAUGAAGCUGGGCACUCUCAGCUCACCCUCGAACAUGCGGCAAGACAAGCCGAGGGCUUGCUACAACGACUUCAAGAAGAGCAGAAACUCAGAAUAGCUGCACAAGAUAUCCUAGGGCGCUUACGAGGCAUCCUUUCACAGUACGCCUCUCCCGGGAACGUCAGACGUGAUACUGCCACGUCCGCGGGAAUUGAGGUUGAUGACGGCGAGGACGUUGUGACAACACUGCAGGAUGUUCUCUGCAGAGCCGCACGCACAACUCAUGAACAACAAGACGAGAUUGAAAGACUGAGUCGAGCCCACGACAAGCUCCGUGAUCGAUUCCGGCAGAAUGAGGCCGCAUACAAACAGCUGAAGGAACGGUAUGAUGAGAAAGAGAAGAAAAUCAUGGAGCUGGAGAAGGCGUUGAAUACUCCGAAGGUGAAAGUAGCACCUCGGUCCACCUCCGCGUCCGCGUCCGCCUCUGCCUCCGCCUCCACCUCCGCUGUUACAGUGCGGGGGAUGCCGACGAUUAAGAAGCCCAAUAUCGCGACUCUCAAAAAGACUGUCAAGAAGCCUAAGUUUUCGCAGAGUGAUAGGUGUCCGACAAACACCCCCAAGAGAGUCAUCCUGAAGUUACCCGACAACCCCCGCGAAAUCAAGACGGUCGCGAGCAAGCCGAAGCGGACCAUUAUCCGCGCUGUCCGAGAUGAGGACGAGGAUGAUCAUGCACAUUCUGAUCGCAAUACAGAGAACAAUUGUGGACCCACCACGCAACGGUCCUUACUUGGAAUGGACAUGCAACGGUGCACAUCCUCGGAUGUUGCAUUCUCUGAUUUAUGGUUAAGUUCCUUUGCCACUGGCAGCGGCACUGCUCCUACGGUUUCCCCGAACCCCAUCCUCCAGCCAGAUAGCUCCACCAGCAGUGUCAUGGAAUCAGACUCCACCUUCGACCAGGAUAUGACCGCUGUCGAAGCCAUCAAGGAUGUCAUAUUAGCCUCUGGGAUGCUGGAGCAGGACCCAUCACACAGCAUGCUUUCAGAACCGGCAGUGGAUGGUCGAACCGGUGCACCCAUCCUUGACGACCUCAGCUCAAAUAGGUAUUGCAUUUGUGGUAGAAAUGCAUUUGGGCAGGUCUCAUACCUGGCUCUUAAGAUGAUUGCCUGUGAGGGUCCCUUCUGUCAACGUCGCUGGCAAAUCACUGACUCUGCCACAGUUCCAUUUGCCAUGCAUCGAGUUGACCACUCCGCUUCCUGA